UGCUGUGCUGGAGAUCCUGACGUUGCCCAGCACUGCUUUUUUCACAGAGGAAGUAGUAUGUAGCCUUAGUGUUCAAAAUACUCAGAGAAGUUAGUAAGUCAUCAUGCAUUCAGAUUUUGGGUUGUUUCCUUGUCUUUCAAGAGAAGUCAGAGAAUUUAAUUUUUGAUCUUGUGGAGAGAGGGUUUCGAACAAUCAAUAUGAAGCAAUUACUCAGUUACUUGGAGUGCUUGUGAGUGUUGGGUAUUGUGUGAACAAGGCAGGAGUACGCUCUGCUCAAGUGACCAGGCGCUGACAGAGCUGAACCUGUCUCAUUGCCUAAAUUGUGUUUCAAAUCUUCCUGUGGGAUGUGGUUGAGGUCAUGCUGCCUAAUGAAAUAUUGUCAAAGAUGUUUCACCUGCUGACUCCUUUUAUUCCUGGCUUAUUGGGCAGCAGUCAGUUCUUGAAAAGGGACCAUUUGACCAAUACAAGUUCUUGCAAUGCCAUAAGAAUUAGAAAUACCAGCUUAGGUGUCAGUGAGUGGCACAUUAUUGCAAAGCAGGCAUCUGCCCCUUUCUAAAGGGAAAUGGUAAAACAGUUCAUCUGCUGCUAAGGUCAUCUUGGAAGGAAUUCAGCUUCUCAACGAAAUUCCUAGUGACUUUAUAUUUAACAAUUAUUUGGAUAUAGAUGAUGUGUGACACAAGCUGCCAAACUGAGCAUCCCUAUCCAUCAGCAAUAGUGAACACUGUUACCUUUUUUUGCUAGAGUGAUUUCCUAAUUGCAUCACAUUAUUUCUCUGUCCCUUCUUCCUCACACCCCAGUUUUAUGCAAGCAAUAACAGAAACAUACCUCAUGCAUGACUUUACUUCCACUAGUGAGUGGGAAGGGGAAACAGUUCUGUAUUCCUUGUCUUAUUAUUUGGUUCUGAGAGCAAGUAAUUCAAGGGAUACAAAGUAUGUACCAGGAAGUCUGUCUUUCUGUUUGAAAUAUAUAGGAUUGAGCUUUUAGGACUGAGUUUGGUUAUAUUUGCCUUCCUUGAGAAAGAUAGUAAUAUGGCGAUGUUAAGUUCAGAAGCUGUUGUGCUAACCUUUAGUGGUUCAACUUGAGUAAGAUUGCAGACAUGUGCCUGACAGCUCACCAGCUUUCCAGAAAUAGCCUGUUCUCAGAAGGGAAGUUGGCAGGCUUGCUUGCCCCAUCAAAUAUUAAAUUAAUCUUCUAUUACAGUGCAGCUAUGAAGUGUGUUGGCAUCUUAGCAGUGCACCAAAAAUAGUGUGUAUGUUUUUGAACCAGAAGUUUUUGAAAUAAAGUUAGAAAAUUAAUUUUUUGGAGCACUAGCCCAGUGGAAGGGUUAAGUAAUCCCAUCUCUUUUUAUUGGGUGUGGGAAUAUAUAGAUGUAUUGAAAAUAGGGGUAGAUAAGACCAUGUACUGGAUAGUAUAAUUUCUCUGAGUUUGUAGCUUUUGGGUGCAUAUGACCACUUUUUAUGGAGCAGGUUUGGGUUUAUGUACUGAAUUAUCAGAACCUGGCACUAACCAGUGCCUCACGCUUGAAGGAGAAACUCCUGUUGAGUAACUAGCAGAAUAUUUGGGUAAGCAGUCUUAGAUCUUCCACCUGUGAUCCAGGAGCAACUUAUUUUCUCUAAAACAGGGGUGAUGAAACUGGAAGUGUAAUGUGGGACCCACCAGAAGUUUUUAUAUUGCGCUUCUCAUUAGACCCACCAGCAAGGUUUACGUCUAGGAGAUUAAAAUUUUCUACAACUCGGAUGUAGCACUGACAAAAUUGGAUCUGUGUUUAAAUAAAUAGGUAAAAAAAUGUCCUAAAAUGGGGAAGGCACAGCUCAUGCGUAACAUGGUAGUGUAAGAGCAAGCUUGUCCCUACCCCAAGUGGUCAGGAUAUCUGUCAUGUUAGGACAGAUCCUCUGUGAUUUUGGUUAUCUGUAUUUCAUUGAAAUGCCUCAUCUGAAUUUCCUAAGAACUUCUGCUAGAAUUAAUAGAAGAUAUAGAUCUUGUUAGGCUUUUUGCUGCAGACUGCUAUGGAUCUUGGUGAGAGCCUUCUUUGCCAGUUGUGACUCAAAAUGAUCCCACUGAUACUAAGCUUUGCAGGCUUCAUGAAUCAACAAAAUCAUCUCCCUGUAGGGUUUUAAAUUGACAGAACAAUCAUGAUGUACUUUACAGAGACUAAUCUGGCAUAAUUGGAUUUCAGAUCUUUAACAGGACCAACGCCCUUCCGCUCCCAUACAGCUCAACCAAAGUUCUCAGAGGAAUCCAGCAGAUGCUUGCUGCUCUGUGCCUACCUUGUGAACAACAGGAUGCUACUUGCACAACAGUCUUUCCCCAAUAAUUUCUUCAGUUCUUGACAAGUGGUUGUCAUGUCUUUUGUUUCACUAGAUCAAUUGCUUGAUGAGCUGCAGCUGAAAUAUUUAACACUUUACACUUAUGCCAUUGGAGAUGGAGCCCAAAGCCAAUAAUCUUGUUUUUGGGUGUCAGCGAAGCUCAACCUCUGACGAUGACUCUGGCUGUGCCUUGGAGGAAUAUGCCUGGGUCCCCCCAGGCCUCAGACCAGAGCAGGUCCAGCUGUAUUUUGCCUCCUUGCCAGAGGAGAAGGUCCCUUAUGUUAACAGCCCUGGAGAGAAACACCGGAUUAAACAACUUCUGUAUCAGCUGCCACCCCACGAUAACGAGGUGAGAUACUGCCAGUCGUUGAGUGAAGAGGAAAAGAAGGAGCUGCAGAUGUUCAGUUCUCAGCGCAAAAAGGAGGCACUGGGACGAGGCACUAUUAAACUACUCUCCCGAGCAGUGAUGCACGCCAUUUGUGAGCAGUGUGGUACAAAAGUAAACGGUGGUGAAGUUGCAGUUUUUGCCUCAAGAGCUGGGCCUGGUGUGUGCUGGCAUCCCUCGUGUUUUGUGUGCUUCACAUGCAACGAGCUGCUCGUUGACCUUAUCUACUUCUACCAAGAUGGAAAAAUUCACUGUGGCAGACACCAUGCUGAACUUCUCAAACCUCGAUGUUCAGCCUGCGAUGAGAUAAUUUUUGCUGAUGAGUGUACAGAAGCUGAGGGUCGCCACUGGCACAUGAAGCACUUCUGUUGCCUCGAGUGUGAAACGAUCCUGGGUGGACAGAGGUACAUCAUGAAGGAUGGGCGGCCGUUCUGCUGUAACUGUUUUGAAUCUCUCUAUGCAGAAUACUGUGAGACCUGUGGGGAACACAUUGGUGUUGACCAUGCUCAGAUGACCUAUGAUGGACAGCACUGGCAUGCCACAGAAACCUGCUUUUCUUGUGCUCAGUGCAAGACCUCUUUGCUUGGCUGCCCUUUCCUUCCAAAGCAAGGGCAGAUUUACUGUUCAAAAACGUGCAGUCUGGGAGAGGAUGUUCAUGCCUCCGACUCUUCUGAUUCUGCGUUUCAGUCUGCUCGAUCCAGAGAUUCCAGGAGGAGUGUCCGCAUGGGAAAAAGCAGCCGGUCAGCUGACCAGUGCCGCCAGUCUCUCCUCCUGUCGCCGGCCCUCAAUUACAAAUUUCCUGGCCUUUCAGACAAUGCCGAUGAUACUCUUUCUCGUAAGCUGGAUGAUUUAAGCCUUUCAAGGGAAGAGGCAGGCUUUGUUAAUGAUGACUUCUGGAAAGGAAGAGUAGAGCAAGAAAUGCCUGAAGACCCUGAAGAAUGGGCUGAACAUGAAGACUACAUGACUCAACUUCUUCUGAAGUUUGGUGAUAAAAGCCUCUUCCAGCAGCCCACUGAAAUAGACAUUAGAUCAAGUGAACACUGGAUUUCUGAUAGCAUGGUCAAGAGCAAGUUGGACUUGAAAAAAAAUAAUCCAAGCCUAGCAAGUAAGAAGUAUCAAUCAGAUAUGUACUGGGCCCAGUCACAAGAUGGUUUGGGAGACUCUGCAUAUGGCAGCCACCCAGGCCCUGCCAGCAGCAGGAAAAUCCAGGAGCUAGAGAUGGAACAUGGGGCCUCAGGAUACAAACAUGACCAAACACCAUGGUAUGGAGGUUCACUCGAAUGUUUGUCUGACCUGAAACAGCAAGAACAAAGUGUUCGAGACUCAAUGGAUUCCUUGGCUUUGUCUAACAUAACAGGGGCUUCAAUGGAUGGAGAAGGCAAGCCACGACCAUCUCUCUACUCUUUGCAAACUUUCCAAGAACUGGAGGUGGAGGACUGUGAGAAGAUGAGUAACAUGGGAACUCUGAAUUCUUCAAUGCUCCAUCGGAGCACUGAGUCCUUGAAGAGUCUGAGCUCAGAGUUGUGCCAGGAAAAAGUCUUGCCAGAGGAAAAGCCGGUGCAUGUGCCUGUACUGAGACGAUCUAAAUCCCAGUCUAGACCACAACAAGUGAAGUUUUCAGAUGAUGUUAUCGAUAAUGGAAGUUAUGAGAAUCUUGAAAUACGUCAGCCUCCAAUGAGUGAAAGGACUCGUAGGCGUGUUUACCACUUUGAAGAGCGUGGAAAUCGGCCUUCUCACCAUCGUAGAAGAAGUAGGAAGUCUCGUUCAGAUAAUGCACUUAACUUGGCCACAGAAAGAAGAAGCUCUCCGAGAGAGAGAUUUCGUUAUUACUCCCCUCAGGAUCAUGAAAAAUUUCUUCAGAAUAGAAGCUCACGUGAGCUUCGGGCCUACAUUCAAAAUGCAGAGCUGUAUGGACCAUAUGCCCAUACCAGGUCUGACUAUGCACUGCGGAAUCAGGUGGUUGAUAAAUUUUUUGGAUUGUAUGGUGAGGAAGAUGACUCCUGGUGUUCAACUUCAUCCUCAUCAUCUGAUUCUGAAGAGGAAGGGUAUUUUCUAGGACAGCCAAUUCCACAGCCACGGUCACUGAGAUAUCCAUACUAUACAGAUGAUCUCUCUGGUCCAACUACUGCGUUAUCUAGUUCUCAGUUUGGACAAAGGACAACCAAAUCAAAGAAGAAGAGGGGACACAAAGGAAAAAAUUGUAUUAUAUCUUAAUUAAUUAGUAAUAUUUCUUAAUUGGGAGGACCAGUCAAUUCUGUAGCUACAGUUUGAACCACAUCUUUUUAUAUUAAUAAUUGUACUUAGGCAAGUUGCUAAAGUUCGUAAUGCUUUGCCAGUGUAAAUGAUAACCGUGCCAGAGUUUACAUUGUAAAAGUAACAUUCAGAAAUGUCACCACCCCAAAUGAUCUGCUCAGAUACUGCUAGGUUUACAUACUGUGUUUCAGCUGUCCAAAUACUGUUACUGCAGUUCUUAAUACAGACUUUUUGUAGACAUUUUAUUUUAUGCUCACUAUUCACCUACAUUGAAUGAUCUGAGAGGAUUCAACAAAGAUCAAAAAAUAAAAAUGUCAGUCCUGUGCUGUAGCUGUAUACACACAGAGUGAUCUUUGACUUUUUCCUCUUGCUGCCAAGAAAAAGAAGGCUCUAUACUGUGCCCUUUCUUCACUGAUAAAGCUCACUCUUCCUCAUUCAAGUUUCCAUACAAAAACUGGAUUCUUUUUAUUUGGGAAAAUGCUCCUUAAAAAAGGAAAAAUUGUAAUGUGGGAGCUAAAAUGCUUGAAGCCUUGAUGUAUCCUAAAGCAGCAGUGAAUGUUUUGUACAUUUAACUUUCAUGGUUUUUCCUCUACAAUUUUUGAGAAAGUGUGAGGUGGUUGGUUUUGGUUUUGGGGGUUUUCACAUGCCUGUUUAAAGGAAGAUAUUAAUUCAGCUGCUGGAAUUGGACUUGGCUGCUAAUGAGUUGUGAUGUUUUUUCUGUCAUGCCCCCUACCCCCUCAGCAAUGAGAGAGGUACAGCUGCUGGAGUCCUUUGCUCAGGCAUGUAACCCCAUUUAAGUCAAUGGAUCUACUUAUGUAACAAAUAUUUUCAUAUGGGCUUAAAGGAUUAGGCUCCAGAAUUGUGUCUUUUCACAUGCAUUAUCCAGGUUUUAAAAUGUAUUAGCUGCAAUUCUAAGUCAAAAAACAUUGAUAUUUAUAAUGUAGUAUUUCAUAGGCUUAAAUGUAUUCAUAAUUUAACAGUGCAAAUAUAAAUGUACAUACUGUACAGUUAAAAGUUUUAAAAUCUGAAUAUUUUUAUAUCCCUGAAUUUGAAGAAGUUUGUUACAAUAUCAAACUAGAUUUGUUAGGGGUUUAACAGCAGUGUUAUGGAUGAAAUAUUGCUUGUAUUUUAGUCAGGGGGUUUAAGUUGAAAAAUGUUCAGUGCAAAACAGCUUAAUUUUGUCUACUAGGUAUUAAAAGCUCUGUAUGCAUGGUGGGGCUAUGUAAAUACUCUGUAUGGCCCUCUUAAUCUUGCAAGUAUUAUUUAUGGAUCAAGCAAAAUGUAAACUAUAUAAAUGUAAAAACCACACAAGCUUGGAAUAUAUCAUUACAACCAGUAUGCAA
Messenger RNA from Corvus hawaiiensis (hawaiian crow), 6287 nucleotides. RefSeq names its product prickle planar cell polarity protein 1 (gene PRICKLE1). The transcript has 8 exons. Bases 2410 to 4905 code for a protein of 831 amino acids. Lineage: Eukaryota; Metazoa; Chordata; Aves; Passeriformes; Corvidae. Gene Ontology annotation, molecular function: zinc ion binding. The record is from RefSeq and is a predicted model, not a curated record.